ACAAAACCAGGAUCCUGAGGCCUCUGUAAGUGCCGGGACCGGAACCAACCACGCAGAGCGACUAAGGACGGGGCAAGAGCCGAGAGAACCCGCUGCCGUCCGUUGAACUCCCACCACCCAGACAGCGCGCUUCCGCGAUUGCGCACGCGCGCUGCGCACCACGCCCCGGAAGAGUUCCUAGGCCCGUGACGGUGACCCGGAAGCAGCCCCCGGUGUCGGGGCAGGAGGGACGCGCGCGGCUGAGGUGAGGUCGCUCAGCGCAGCUGUUGCGGGGCCAUGGCGGGGACGGCGCUGAAGAGACUGAUGGCCGAGUACAAACAAUUAACACUGAAUCCUCCAGAAGGAAUUGUAGCAGGCCCCAUGAAUGAAGAGAAUUUUUUUGAAUGGGAGGCAUUGAUCAUGGGCCCAGAAGACACCUGCUUUGAGUUUGGCGUUUUUCCUGCCAUCCUGAGUUUCCCACUUGAUUACCCGUUAAGUCCCCCAAAGAUGAGAUUUACCUGUGAGAUGUUUCAUCCCAACAUGUCACCUAUGGGACCCCCACCUGGAGAAGGCGAUGCAGAAGUGGGAAACUUCCAAAUUUUGUGGAUGUGGAUCUUAGGUGGACAGCCUGAUGUGCAGGUCUACCCUGAUGGGAGAGUCUGCAUUUCCAUCCUCCACGCGCCAGGCGACGACCCCAUGGGCUACGAGAGCAGUGCAGAGCGGUGGAGUCCCGUGCAGAGCGUGGAGAAGAUCCUUCUGUCGGUGGUGAGCAUGCUGGCAGAGCCCAAUGACGAAAGUGGAGCUAACGUGGAUGCGUCCAAAAUGUGGCGCGAUGACCGGGAGCAGUUCUAUAAGAUUGCCAAGCAGAUCGUCCAGAAGUCUCUGGGACUCUGAGGCCUCGCCUCGCACAGGCGCACGCACCGCCAACCAGCUCAGCGUUCUCCGAGCACUUAAUGACAGUGCUACUCUGUGCUGGCACCAAACAAGCAGACUUGCAAGAACCACAGUAUCUUUUUUUUUUUUUUUAAACCUUUCCAACUUCAAACAGGCUUCUCUUCUGAAGUGAUGACUCAAUGUCGAAUAUUGACAGCUUACUGCAGUUUUACAGUAUUCCUCACAAAGGGCUUCAGGUAGAUUAUCAGAGCUGUCAGCACUACCUCUCCCCGCUGAAACCAGCAGUUCAUGGCUCCCUGUGGAUUCCCUCCCUCCCUGGAGUGUUGAGGGGGUCGCACCUGCCAGACUUCCAGGGGACGAUGGAAUACCCAGAACGCUCCUUCUGAAGAAAUGGGGCCCUGGAGCUACAGCACAGGGGAAGAGCCCGGCACCCUUUCUGGGUCCCUUCUGGUUCCCUGUGGGCUCCAUGAAGAGUCCAUUACUUCCUUUCUUCCUUCACAUUCUACAGGCAGAUGCUUUUCUUAUAAUCUAAUUACAUCUUUUUCAUUUGUUAUGUAUUACAAACCAUCACACUUAGAAAUACUUCCAGGAAAUGCGUUAAGUGUGAAUUAAUAAGAAAUGGGGUAGAUAGAAAAGAAAUUUAUCGUUGAUUGGCUGGGCGCGGUGGUUCGUGCCUGAAAUCCCAGCACUUUGGGAGGCCAAGGCAGGUGGAUCAUGAGGUCAGGAGAUUGAGACCAUCCUGGCUGACACGGUGAAACCCCAUGUCUACUAAAAUUACAAAAAAUUAGCUGGGCGUAGUGGCGUGCGCCUAUAGUCUCAGCUACUCAGGAGGCUGAGGCAGGAGAAUUGCUUAACCCGGGAGGCAGAGGUAGCAGUGAGCCGAGGUCGCGCCACUGCACUCCAGUCUGGCCAAAAGAGUGAGACUCAGUCUCAAAAAAAAAAAAAAAAA
This is a messenger RNA of Mandrillus leucophaeus (drill), 1822 nucleotides long. RefSeq names its product ubiquitin-conjugating enzyme E2G 2 (gene UBE2G2). The transcript has 7 exons. The coding region runs from base 277 to 873 and encodes 198 amino acids. Lineage: Eukaryota; Metazoa; Chordata; Mammalia; Primates; Cercopithecidae. The record is from RefSeq and is a predicted model, not a curated record. Gene Ontology annotation, cellular component: cytosol; endoplasmic reticulum.